Molecule: messenger RNA, 2534 nt
Organism: Owenia fusiformis
Lineage: Eukaryota; Metazoa; Annelida; Polychaeta; Sabellida; Oweniidae
Source: the annotation of a GenBank genome assembly
UGAAAGGACCUCACCAAAGUGAGAAAUUUAACCAAAAGACAUCUCUAAAUUUAGCCGGAAGGGAAGUAAUCGUGGUAGUGGUUUGUUCAAAAAUAACAAAACAUUCACUAAUUGGAGGUAGAACCUGGCCUAUAAUGUAGAGCUCUAGUGUGGGAUGUAUAAGUAUUAAUAUAAGACUUUUAAAUCAAUUACAAUGCAGUGGCUACCACAGUGUAGCGCAGGCAGGCAAGAGAGAGCACGUAGUUAACAAGCUGCUACUGACAGAGCGAAAAGAAGUUACAAUUAAAGAGUCACUCAAUUACAGAUGAUCGAGUCAAGGAAUAACAGAUGAUCAUGGAUCAGAUAUGAGACAACAAAAAACAUUUUGAUCUAAACAGGAACAAGUCAUGGGCGAACUUCUUUCAUUAGAUGCAACUAUUACAAAGUUAGCAAGUUUAUAAAUAGAGCCUUGUUGACAGCAAGAGAGGAAGCGAUAUUAUUAUAUAAAGACAGUGAAAAAAAAACUUUGUCAUCAUCAUUAAAACUCUGUUUCGAUGCAUUUCUACGACACUUCAAUAAAACCAACGGGAGCAGCAAUGAAUUCACCGACUUUAGACAAUAAUCAUAAUAUGCCAGCGAUACAGAAAUUAGGAGCAAAGGCAGAAAAGGAAUUUGAUUGCAAAAACAGGAUCCACAGUCAAACAGUAGAAACAUCGUGCGGAUCAACAGGAAACAGUGGCAUGAAAAAUUGCAUAGAGACAAUGCAUCUAAACAAUACUAUGAAUGGAUGUUCUACAGAACAAUCUGUUAAAGAAAUAUGUUGCGGGUGUCAAGCCGUCAUUGAGGACCGAUUUUUACUCAAAGUGAUGUCCAACUCGUGGCACGAAAAGUGUUUGCAAUGUAGUAUUUGCCAGGAACCUCUAACAAGAUCAUGCUACGUCAAAGACUGCAAACUCUUUUGCAAACUAGACUACGACAAAUAUUAUGGGACAAAGUGCAAUGGAUGUCUUCAAACGAUCUCAUCGAAUGAACUGGUGAUGCGGGCGCUAGGCAACGUCUAUCACCUAAGAUGCUUCAUGUGUGUCAUCUGUGGACACCAAUUACAAAAAGGCGAACAAUUCGUCAUUAAAGACUCUCAGUUAUUUUGCCGAAUAGACUUUGAAAAAGAGUUCGCUUUAAUGCCAUUAAGCCCAAAGAGUGAUUGGCACCAUGAUAGUCUAAGCCCUGGAAGUGACUGGAACAGCAGUUACGAGGAAAAUGAUAGUGAUACAGCCAAGGGGCCCAAGAGACCCCAUACAAUACUCACAACUGCUCAAAGAAGGAAAUUUAAACAAUCUUUUGAGAUCACCCCUAAGCCUUCAAGAAAGGUACGAGAGGCGUUAGCGGCAGAAACUGGGCUGAGUGUGCGUGUUGUGCAAGUCUGGUUCCAGAAUCAGAGAGCUAAGGUGAAAAAGUUGGCGAGAAGGCUGCCUAAUGAUAAUGGUGAUGGUUCAAACAGAAAAACUGGUCAGAAAAAACGAAAAAUCAAAGAUGACGAUGACCAAGACGGUCAGAGUGUUACAGGGAGCAGUGGAUAUAGUAGUUUAACUCCACUUGCUGAGAACCACAACAGCCAGUUCACCCCACAACUCAGCCCUUUUGACCAACACCCUUCACACAAUUAUCCGCCACAUAUGAUGCAGAUGGGUGAACCCAUGUAUGCAGAUGACGGCAUGCCUAUGGAGACAUCUAUUGAGGGAAAUAUGGAAGAAAUGAUGAUGUCACAAGGUCAGCCCCCUACAUCAACAACAACUAAUGGACAUAUUAUACAUCCAAUAGACAAACUUUAUUCAAUGCAAAAUUCAUAUUUCAAUUCAGAAUAAAUCCUAUAGGAUUUGUUUAGCAUCGUAUCAAACUAGAUAGUAUUUAUAAUGCCUACACAGUAUAGAUCAAACUUUAUUCAGCCUAUACACUCACGUGACGACCAUUCAUCAAAAUAUAGAAGCACUGGAAACCCACAAGAUUAGUUAACGAUACAGUAUGUGAAGCCCACAACACAUAAAUUAUGACACAGUAUUUGAAACAACACUAUUGAUGACAAAAUACCUUAAAUCCACAACACUAAAUUGACGAUGUAGUGUACCUGAAAUGCAAGACACUCUAUUGACAACGCAGUACCUGAAAUCUGCAACACUAGAUUCACGAUACAGUACCUGAAAUCCACAAAUCGACAUAUGGUAUCUGAAACAUCACCAAAUUUAUGACAUGUAUCUGGUUUGAUAUUGUAACGCACGUUCUACAAACACCACAAUAUUAUAUCACAUGUACGUCCUAGUUAAAUUUUGCUACGAUCUUGUUUAUUUAUUAUAUGCCAUUUCUCUCAAAUUAAGCAAAGUAACAAAAUACUUGAUGUUUAUCUUGUAUUUUAUUUGUAAUUUGUGUCAACUAAAAUUGAAAUUUCAUUAUUUUGGGCAUUUGACAAACAUAACCGUUGCAAUAUUUUACUAACUUGUAUUCCUAGAUGUCACUACAUUAAAUGAAAAUGAAGUGAAAAUGCCAAGACUACUAAACUGAAC